ACGUCAGCUCGGGGAAAUGAUACAAAACACUCCGCGAAAACUUCAGACGCCUCAGAGAAACAAGAGCUCGUGACAACUUUGACAAUCUCCCUCUGACACCAACGUGACACUGAAGACUCAGAGUCCCAAGCCAACAGAGCCAGAAUCAGAACAGAACCAGUGCCAGAGCGCGUGGAGAGACGCUGUGGAGACGUGCGUAAAACGUGACAUCUCUGGUUUACACUUUUUUUUUUUUUUUUUUUUACAACUUUUCUUGCUUAAAAGCCCGUGGAGCAGUGAGCAGUGUUCAUGUGUGACAUAUACAGCCUGGACUCUCACUGCGUGUCUCCACAAUGCAACAUGAGUUGGGGGAUGGAGCCAGCUAACUUCUACGAGAGCGUCAAGCUGAGUGGCCCCCAGCAAGGCCUGUGCAAACCGGGCAUCAGGAGCCAAGCUGAGGGCGAGGACGGCACCAUGGCAGAACUGAGCAACGCGCCCGCCAUCUACGACGACGAGAGCGCCAUUGACUUCAGCCAGUACAUCGACUCCAUGACCGCGGUGCCAAACCUGGAGCUGUGCAACGACGAACUCUUCCUGGACCUGUUCAACAAUGUCAAGCAGGAGAAAGACUUCUAUGGAAUGACAACAAGCACCCCCGCGUUGUCCAACCCCGCGGGGACAGUGUACUCCACGGACCGGACAGUGGACAGAGCCUCGGACAAAGGGGUGUUCAGCGCGCCCAUCAAGCAGGAGUCAGACUGGAGCGACAGCGACAUGUCCUCCUCCCUGCCCUCCCAGAUCGAGAGGUGCGCGCAGACCUCCGUGAGCCUUCCAACGGGACAGCCGACCCCACCCACCACCCCCGAGCCCGUGUCCAGUGGCGGGGGCGCAUCCAAGUCCUCCCCGCGGAAAGCAGGGAGAGAGAGAGGCAAGAAGGCAGUGGACAGGUACAGCGUGGAGUACAGGCAGAGGCGCGAGAGGAAUAAUAUUGCCGUGAGAAAAAGCAGGGACAAGGCAAAAAGACGCAACUUGGAAAUGCAACAGAAGAUGAUCGAGUUGAGCGCAGAGAAUGACAGACUUCACAAAACUAUCGAGCAGCUAACGCGAGAGCUCACGGGGCUCCGGGAUUUCUUCAAACAAAUCCCCAACUCCUCGUUUGCGGGCUCCACGCGUGAGAGCCGGUGACACAAGAGCCAGCCCUCCCCUUUAACGCGCGGGGCUCCAGGACACAUACCUCAGACACUUUGUUUUACCAUCUGUAACAGAUGUAAUUUAAGCUAACCAUAAUGGCACUGGAAAUAGUGUUUAUAUAAUGUCGCUGCCAUAUAUUGUGGGAAUUUGUCUAUAUUAAAUUAUUUUACCACUGCAUUUACAUGUGGAUACCUAUUAUGGUACAUGUUUUGUAAUUCCAAACUUUGUAUGAGCCAGAGCAUGACCUUUUAUAUAGUUUGUAUGAAAACAUUUUGUUUAUGAAAUCUAUAAUAAAACAGAACUGCAAACGUGCA
Molecule: messenger RNA, 1484 nt
Organism: Periophthalmus magnuspinnatus
Lineage: Eukaryota; Metazoa; Chordata; Actinopteri; Gobiiformes; Gobiidae
Gene: cebpd
Product: CCAAT enhancer binding protein delta
Exons: 1
Coding region: 289-1164 (291 amino acids)
Biological process (GO): regulation of transcription by RNA polymerase II; regulation of cell differentiation; DNA-templated transcription
Molecular function (GO): RNA polymerase II cis-regulatory region sequence-specific DNA binding; DNA-binding transcription factor activity, RNA polymerase II-specific
Source: RefSeq, a predicted model, not a curated record